This is a messenger RNA of Venustampulla echinocandica, 1248 nucleotides long. RefSeq lists its product as uncharacterized. The transcript has 4 exons. The coding region runs from base 1 to 1248 and encodes 415 amino acids. NCBI's taxonomy places the organism in Eukaryota, Fungi, Ascomycota, Leotiomycetes, Helotiales, Pleuroascaceae. Gene Ontology annotation, molecular function: GTP binding; GTPase activity; microtubule binding. Gene Ontology annotation, cellular component: microtubule; cytoplasm; membrane. The record is from RefSeq and is a predicted model, not a curated record.
AUGCAACGCAGCGUGGCUGUUAUGCAUGAUGCGCUGGCUGCCCAUGAUUGGCAACUGAGUCUACCUGAUGAAAUCGACAAGCUCCGCCGUUCCGGUAUCAGCGACCAUGUGUCCUUGCCACAAAUUGCUGUUUGUGGAGAUCAAUCCAGCGGAAAGAGCUCCUGCCUGGAGGCUAUUUCGGGGAUACCAUUUCCGCGCAAAGAUACCUUGUGUACUCGCUUUGCCACCGAGCUUGUUCUUCGCAAAAGUCCCACGGAGUCGGUUGUUGUUGUCAAAGAUAGUAGGGUUGAUAGAACAGCUGUGACUCAAAGCCAACAAAGGUCUAAAAAGGAGAGCCAGGAACUCGCCAAUUUCCAGUACACACUGGAAUCAUUCGAUGAAUUACCUGCACUGAUAGAAUCCGCUAAAGUUGUUCUAGGGCUUGACAAGCCUGGGAGCGGAGUUUCUUCAGACAUACUUCGCAUUGAAAUUUCCGGCCCAACUCGACCUCACCUAACAGUCGUUGAUUUACCCGGCUUGAUCCAUGCCAAGAACGAUAAUGAGGAUGACGAAGAUGUAGACGAAGUGGUAUCUGAGUUAGUUCACUCAUACAUGCGCCGUCCAAGGACAAUCAUAUUGGCAGUAGUCUCUGCGUUGAACGACUGUGCUCUCCAGGCAGUGCUAAAGCGAGUCAAAGCAGUGGAUCCGCAUGGCAGACGCACAAUGGGCUUGAUUACAAAGCCAGAUACUCUGUUCAAAGAUUCCGAGAGCGAGAAAGACGUCGUGAAGCUAGCCUUGAAUGAAGUAACGAAUUUCCGACUUGUGUGCUCUGUCCCAGCACGCCCUUCUUCUUCCUCUACCUCGUCUCCUUCUUAUUCGGCAUAUUCAAAAUUCAACUCCCUGCACACGGAAGACCUCGACCUUGCUGACGGCUACUCGUACUUCAUCAUCGCGGGUCUGCUCUCCCUCGACUGGCAUAAUGUUUUAGUGAGCCCCCUCCAGGUCACUAUGCCGAUAUUGAUUUGGAGUGCUACUGUGCUUCUACCAAUUGCGCAUUGGCUCUUUAAGACGUUUUCCCCGGGGAUAUACGUGAGAUACAGGCAGGCGAGGAGGUUGCAGGCGGAGGAGUUGUGGAAAAUAAUGGGUCGAGAAGAGAGAGUGGGCGAUGUUGAGGCCGGAGGGGAAGCUGUAGGAGGGGAUGUAGAAGAAGGAAUUGAUGAGGAGACACCAUUGAGGAGAGACGAAGGGAGGGCAGGAUUAGAUGCUUAA